Lactuca sativa (garden lettuce) is the source of this 2133-nucleotide messenger RNA. RefSeq names its product rop guanine nucleotide exchange factor 3. Gene Ontology annotation, molecular function: guanyl-nucleotide exchange factor activity. The record is from RefSeq and is a predicted model, not a curated record. NCBI's taxonomy places the organism in Eukaryota, Viridiplantae, Streptophyta, Magnoliopsida, Asterales, Asteraceae.
GGAAAUUUAAUUUGGGUCAGGAUUCGUCAACUUCAUCUCUGUAAAAAGGACAACCCUUUAUUAUUUACAUAACGACACCACCUCUUAAGUUGUAUAGAACCUUCUCCUGCUGUACCAACUCAUGCAACAAGGUCAAUCAAUCAUUGUCCUUCAUAAGAAUCAAGACUACAGAUAAUCGUUCAUCAUCAUCUUUCCACCAUUUUAAUUUCAAAGAUCAUUUACCAACUGGGGUUCGUUCAGAAAUGGUCGCAUUAAGGAUCAGACGCCUGCAAUUUCUACUGGGUUAGCGAGCAGCACGCCUCUGCAGUUCCUUUUUCGAGAAAAAGGGAAAGGGUGACCAAAAAUUGAAGAAAGAGAAAAAGGAAAUCAAGAUUGUUUAUUAUUUGCUGCUGUUGCGGUUAAAGAGGGAACUGUUUCGAAUUCGAACAAAGGAGUGAAUUUCUAGCACUAAUCCAAAGUUUCUAGUGCCAGAGACCCAUUAAAAAUGGAGAAAUUAGACGAUUUUGAAGAGACCUCUGAUUUGGGAUUUGAGUCAUCAACGAUUUCUUCAUUGGAUCAAGGAGCAGAUGAUCAUGAUCAUGAUCAUGAUGAAUCACCUACAGUCAAUUCAACACUCAGUGGCAAUUCUUUUGCUUACUAUAGAACUAACUCAGAGACUUCAGCUUUCUCCGAGCAAUUAACAGAUGACAAUAACAGCUGUUCAUCGGAGACACAGUCUCCGGUCAGCUGGCCGGCCACCGGAAGAUCCCCUUACAGGCCAGCCCUCUCAAGAUUUGGUCUAGUGAAGCCCAACCAUAAAUUUGAAACAGAAGAUAAACCCGAGAGUCGUGAACCUAUGGAUUUAGAGCUUGAAAUGAUGAAAGAGAGAUUUUCAAAGCUUUUGCUGGGAGAAGACAUGUCUGGAAGUGGUAAAGGAGUUUCAACUGCAGUUACCGUGUCUAAUGCCAUCACAAAUCUUUAUGCUUCUAUGUUUGGUCAACACCAAAAGCUGGAGCCUUUGCAUCCUGAGAAAAAGAUGAUGUGGAAAAGGGAGAUGAACUGCUUACUUUCUGUUUGCGAUUACAUUGUAGAGUUCAUUCCUUCAUCACAUAGUUUACAGAAUGGAAAAGCCAUGGAGGUGAUGUCUAGUCGGCCAAGGUCAGAUAUUUAUAUAAACCUUCCAGCAUUAAAGAAACUUGAUGCGCUACUCUUAGAAAUAUUGGAAAGUUUCAAAGAAACAGAGUUUUGGUAUGUGGAACAAGGAAGCAUGUCAAAUAACUCCCGAACGGGAUCAUUCCGGAGGAUUCCUCAGCCUCAGAGAAAAGACGAAAAAUGGUGGUUGCCGGUUCCUUGUGUGGGCUCCGAAGGUCUCUCCGACACCGCCAGAAAACAUUUAAGACAAAAACGUGAUGCCGCCAAUCAAAUCCACAAGGCGGCAAUGGCCAUCAAUAGUAGCAUUCUCGCCGAAAUGGAAAUACCACAUACAUAUAUCACUUCCCUCCCCAAGUGUGGAAGAACAAGUGUAGGGGAUACGAUAUACCGAUAUAUGACAUCCGGGGGGAAAUUUUCACCGGAAUACCUUCUUGAUUGUCUUAACAUAAGCUCGGAACAUGAAGCGCUUGAGUUGGCGGAUCGAGUCGAGGCAUCUAUGUAUACAUGGAGGCGUAAAGCGUGUGCAAGUUAUUCAAAAUCAUCAUGGGAGAUGGUUAAACAACACGUGGCGGAAGUAGAACGGAGCGAUAAGAAUGUGAUUUUAGCGGAUCGAGCCGAUAGUUUGUUGUUUAGCUUGAAACAACGGUACCCCGAACUCUCGCAAACGACAUUGGAUACAAGCAAGAUUCAAUAUAACAAGGAUGUGGGACAAGCUAUAUUGGAAAGCUAUUCAAGGGUACUGGAAGGUUUGGCAUUCAACAUUGUUGCUUGGACUGAAGAUGUUUUAUUUGAAGACAAAUCCAUGAGAAACCAAGAAUCAUAAGGCCUUGUUUUGAAGACAACUUCAAUCUUUCGUUUGCCUCUUUUUGUGCUCUCUUUUUUUUCUUCAUGUAAAUGACACUUGAAAAGUUAGGAAGUAGAUGUAAAAGUGGUUUGACUGGAGUUAACAGUAAUGGGUAGAACCUUUUUGCCAACUAAAUUGAUCAAAUUCAAAUUCGUAUA